Molecule: messenger RNA, 2025 nt
Organism: Ophidiomyces ophidiicola
Lineage: Eukaryota; Fungi; Ascomycota; Eurotiomycetes; Onygenales; Onygenaceae
Gene: ORC4
Product: origin recognition complex subunit 4
Exons: 1
Coding region: 1-2025 (674 amino acids)
Biological process (GO): DNA replication; DNA replication initiation
Cellular component (GO): nuclear origin of replication recognition complex; nucleus
Molecular function (GO): DNA replication origin binding; ATP hydrolysis activity
Source: RefSeq, a predicted model, not a curated record
AUGGCUGAACCGCGAACCCUGCGUUCGUCCAAAAGGCGGAAAAUCUCGAUCCAAACGGAAACAGAGGAGGCACCACACUUAUCGGAGAAAACUACCACGCAGCCAAAUAGUCGUUCAAGCCGACGGGUGAAGGGGAAGUUACAAAUCGAUGGCAACACUGAACCAGCACCACAACUAUUAAUUACAGACAACCCUAGACCAACAGUGAAGACGCGCGCGAAAGAAUCAAAAACCCCGAAGGGAACACAGCUAAAGUCAACAGCACUGGCAGCGCCUGUUAGAAGAUCGAAGUCAAGAAGCAAGGGUCUAGUUGGAAAUGAUAUUUGGGAUGUUCCUGUGGAGGAUAUCACGGAAGUAGAACCCCUGUUGAACAAUGGGUUAAAGACGAAACCAGACGCUCGGGCGGCCGCCCCGGACGCUGAUUCCCUCGCCAUUGCGGUACAGCUACAACUCGAACUCGCUAAAAACAAUAUAUCUGGAUUUUCCCUUGCCCGACACUCCGAAGGUGCGCCAUAUGCUGGGAAAUUGAAGCGGUUCUGUGAGACUCAUGGACUCCAAGACAUGAUUAGCUCUUUAGCAAAAUUUAUCUUGGAACGAUUGAACGGAAGGCAGCUCAUUCCCUUAAAAGGUUUAACAUCAGAAUACCAGAGCGUUUACCAGCUCAUGGAGCAAACCGUUAAAGCGGGAGAAGGAAACUCGCUGUUACUGCUUGGGGCCAGAGGCUGCGGAAAAUCCACUGUCGUUGAUACUGCUAUAUCUUCUCUUUCGAAAAGCCACAAGGACGAUUUUCAUAUUGUUCGUCUGAAUGGAUUGCUUCAUACAGACGACAAAAUUGCAUUGAGGGAGAUAUGGCACCAACUUGGUCGCGAAAUUAAUGCAGACGAUGAUUUGGGCAAGGUCUCUACCUAUGCCGAUACAAUGGCAUCAUUGCUAGCUCUGCUAUCCGAAAUCCCCGCCGAUGCACCUGAUACGAUGACAACAACAAAAUCUGUGAUUAUCAUCCUAGAUGAAUUUGACCUUUUUACGUACCACCCGCGCCAGACAUUGCUCUACAACCUCUUCGACAUAGCCCAGGCGAAAAAAGCCCCGCUUGCAGUAAUUGGACUAACUACAAAGGUGGAUGUCAUGGAAAACCUUGAGAAGCGUGUAAAGAGCAGGUUCAGCCAUAGAUAUACCUUCUUGCCUCGCCCCCAGAGUUUUUCUGAUUUCUCUGAUAUUUGCAUGGCUCCAUUUCAAAUCGAUAAUGACAGCGUAGACUUGAGUCGGAAAGGGACCUCUGAUUGCAUAUCGAACAUGCUUAAAAACCCUAAAGGACGCCUAUUAUCUGAACAAUGGCACACCUAUGUCAAAGUAAGCCUUCACACCAUGCGGGGUCUGAGCAGAGCUAACUUCAUUAAGGGACUCUGGGAAGAUAAGCUAUUCCAAACACAUCUAAAAACAAUAUAUUACCGCACAAAAUGUCCCAAGGAUUUUUUCACCAGUGCCGUCAUACCUAUAUCAAGUCUAGCAAUAAGCUCUUCUGGGGCUCCAGACCUGGACGUACCCACCGCAAAGUCAUUCAAGCUUGAUUUACUUUGUCCCGACCCGGCACCAUUCCCCUUUGCUGCAGCUACCACGGCCUCCACAAACACCAUUUCUCUUUCACUGUCACUUCUCCUCGCCGCCACCCGUCUCACAGCAAUCCACGACCCCAGCUUAAACUCGACCCAGACUUUCGCUCCGCUGAGCUUGACGUUUUCUGCCGUAUAUGCAGAAUACGUGCGUCUCCUCACAUCAGCCAAGGCUUCUGCGUCCGCGUUAGGGGCCAGAGCAACCGCAGGACGGAUAUGGGGCAAAGAAGCUGCUAGAGAAGCAUGGGAGCGGCUUGUGAAUUGGGGCUUCGUGGUUCCAAUCUCUGGAGGUAGUGGAAUCGGCGAUGGAAAAUUAACUAGGGUUGAGGUCAGUUUUGAGGAGGUUGUCGAGGUCGUUGAUGGGAUGGGGCUAGGAGGUGGAAGUGCUUUGGGACGGUGGUGGAGGGACGGAUGA